Molecule: messenger RNA, 1929 nt
Organism: Knipowitschia caucasica
Lineage: Eukaryota; Metazoa; Chordata; Actinopteri; Gobiiformes; Gobiidae
Source: the annotation of a GenBank genome assembly
AUGGCGAACCGAAAGAGACCGCUAGCCAUCACCGCUAACAACAGCUUACACACGCCCGAGAAGAAACUAUCAGUAGUCCAGCUGAUCGGCUCGGACUACAUGCACUGGGAGGUCGAGGAAACUUGCCAAUAUCUAAGAAAAGAAGGGCUCGCCGAGUGGGAAGAUAUUUUUAGAUCUCAAAAAGUUACUGGCGUCGGUCUGAGGUACAUUAAAGAUGAUGAUUUGGAGAAGAUGGGAGUGAAAUGCCAUGGAGAUCGCCUCAGGAUUCUUCACAGCUUGAGAAAACUCUGGCAGUUGGAAGCAGAGCCAAAUAAGGUUUUCAAUGAUCCCAUUCAUGGCCACGUGGAGCUACACCCACUUUUGAUCAAAAUUAUAGACACGCCCCAGUUUCAGAGAUUGCGAAACAUCAAACAGCUCGGAGGCGCUUACUACGUUUUUCCUGGUGCAUCGCACAACAGAUUCGAGCACAGCAUUGGGGUGGGAUACCUGGCAGGUCGUCUAGUUCAGGCUCUCAACGAGAGACAGCCUGAACUCCUCAUUUCGUGUAGAGACAUUCUGUGUGUCCAGAUUGCAGGUCUUUGUCAUGAUCUUGGACAUGGGCCGUUUUCCCACAUGUUUGAUGGUAUUUUUAUUCCCAAAGCUCGUCCACAAGUGACAUGGAAGCAUGAGACUGCGUCCCUCGCCAUGUUUGACUAUCUGGUGGAUGAAAAUGGACUGAAGCCAGUCAUGGAACAGCACGGCCUGGUUCUUCCGCAGGAUCUCGACUUCAUCAAAGAGCAGAUCGCCGGACCACUGCAAAAUGAUACUGUUCAAAGUGUGAAGUGGCCAUACAAAGGUCGACCUGAAGACAAAUCUUUCCUCUAUGAAAUUGUGGCCAACAAGAGGAAUGGCAUUGAUGUCGAUAAGUGGGACUACUUUGCCAGGGACUGCUACCACUUGGGCAUUCAAAACAACUUUGACUAUCGCCGCUUCCUUAAGUUUGCCCGAGUGUGUGAAGUGGAUGGACAAAAGAACAUUUGUACUAGAGACAAGAAACAAAGAGAGAGCGUCAUCUGUCACCUACAGUCUCUCUCCCUAAAACCUUCAAACAAGGAAGUGGGAAAUCUGUACGACAUGUUCCACACCAGAAAUUGCCUCCAUAGACGAGCUUACCAACACAAAGUCGGAAACAUCAUCGAAACAAUGAUUACUGAGGCAUUUCUAAAAGCAGACAAACAUAUCCAGAUAGAAGGCUCAGGGGGAAGGAUGUUCACCUUGUCCACAGCCAUAGAUGACAUGGAGGCUUACACCAAACUGACAGAUCAUGUGUUCGAACAAAUUCUCAACUCCUCGUCCAAAGAGCUCGCUGAUGCGCGACAGAUUCUACGCAAUAUUAUUUGUCGACGCCUUUACAAGUGUCUGGGCCAAACUCAACCGGACAAGCCCGUCGUGGUCACUCAGGAAAUGGUUCGAAGUUGGGAAGCAGACUUGGCUCUGUCUGUACCUCAGGGAUCCCAGGAUGACGAACUACAGCCCGAGGACUUUGUGGUAAAUGUUAUUCAAAUGGAUUAUGGAAUGAAGGAAAAGAAUCCAAUAAACAAUGUCCGAUUCUAUUGCAAAAACGACCUUACCACUGCCAUCCAAAUACGCAAAAACCAGGUAUCAAAACUCCUUCCAGAGCGUUUUGCUGAACAGUUGAUCAGAGUUUACUGCAAAAAGACGGAUGAGAGGAGCUUAGCGGCAGCGAAGAAGCACUUUGUUCAAUGGUGCAUGGACAAAAACUUCUCUAAACCCCAGGAUGGAGACAUAAUCGCCCCAGAGCUCACUCCGCUGAAAGCCAGCUGGUCCAACAACAACGAGGGAGAGGAGAGAGUGGAGAGAAAUUCGGGCCUUCUCAACGGGAGAGCCAAAGUGCAGCUUGUCUUCAAUUCUGCUCAAUCAUGGAAAUGA